CGCUCCCGGAAGUUACACCGCAUAAAGUGUUUGGGGUUUGUUUCCUGACAGACGCUGGGGUUCCUGCCGCUAUUGCGAUAAAAACAGCUAUUGUCGGGACAUCUGACGCUCAACACAGGUUUCUCUCCGUUGCAUAUUCCUAUGGACCAGCAGGCCCAGUCCUACAUGCUUGCCAGUCUGACGCGGCCCCACUCUGAGCAGCUGCUGCAAGGCCUCCAGCUGUUGCGGCAGGACCAUGAACUGUGCGACAUUGUGCUGCGAGUGGGGGAUGCUAAGAUCCAUGCUCACAAAGUGGUGCUGGCGAGCAUCAGCCCUUACUUCAAGGCCAUGUUCACGGGAAAUCUGUCAGAGAAGGAGACCUCUGAGGUGGAGUUCCAGUGUGUUGAUGAGGCUGCGCUACAAGCCAUCGUUGAGUAUGCCUACACUGGCACAGUAUUCAUCUCACAGGAAACGGUGGAGUCCCUACUGCCAGCUGCUAACCUACUCCAGGUCAAGCUGGUGCUGAAGGAGUGUUGCUCUUUCCUAGAGAGCCAGCUAGAUGCUGGAAAUUGUAUAGGCAUCUCUCGCUUCGCUGAGACCUAUGGCUGCCAUGAUCUCUGCCUGGCUGCCACUAAAUUCAUCUGCCAGAAUUUUGAAGAGGUGUGCCAGACAGAGGAGUUUUUUGAGCUGACACGGGCGGAGCUGGAUGAAAUAGUGUCAAAUGAUUGUCUGAAGGUGGUAACAGAAGAGACUGUGUUCUAUGCCCUGGAGUCGUGGAUCAAAUAUGAUGUCACUGAGCGGCAGCAGCACCUGGCUCAGCUACUGCACUGCAUCCGCCUGCCUCUCCUCAGUGUUAAGUUCCUUACCCGCCUCUACGAGGCAAACCACCUUAUCCGGGAUGACCACGCCUGCAAGCACCUGCUCAACGAGGCUCUCAAAUACCAUUUCAUGCCUGAGCACCGGCUCUCCUACCAGACGGUGUUGUCUACACGGCCACGCUGUGCUCCCAAGGUGCUCCUUGCUGUUGGAGGCAAGGCUGGACUCUUCGCCACCCUCGAGAGCAUGGAGAUGUAUUUCCCUCAGACGGACUCAUGGAUUGGGCUUGCCCCUCUCAGUGUGCCCCGCUAUGAGUUUGGAGUGGCAUUGUUGGACCAGAAGGUGUACGUGGUGGGUGGCAUUGCCACACACAUGCGACAGGGCAUUAGCUACCGGAGACAUGAGAGCACAGUGGAGAGAUGGGACCCUGACAGCAACACCUGGUCCACAGUGGAGCGUAUGGCAGAGUGUCGCAGCACCCUGGGGGUAGUGGUCUUGACUGGGGAGCUCUAUGCCCUGGGGGGCUACGACGGCCAGUACUAUCUACAGUCUGUGGAAAAAUAUGUCCCCAAGGUGAAGGAAUGGCAGCCUGUGGCACCCAUGACCAAGUCACGCAGCUGUUUUGCCACCGCUGUGCUGGAUGGCAUGGUCUAUGCCAUCGGAGGCUAUGGCCCAGCCCACAUGAACAGUGUAGAGCGGUAUGACCCCAGCAAGGAUGCCUGGGAAAUGGUAGCCCCCAUGGCAGACAAACGGAUCAACUUUGGUGUUGGGGUCAUGCUAGGGUUUAUAUUUGUGGUUGGGGGACACAACGGGGUAUCACACCUGUCCAGCAUUGAGAGGUAUGACCCACACCAGAACCAGUGGACAGCCUGUCGGCCCAUGAAUGAGCCACGUACAGGGGUUGGCUCAGCGAUCGUGGACAACUACCUCUAUGUGGUGGGGGGUCACUCGGGGUCAUCCUACCUGAACACUGUCCAGCGGUACAACCCCAUCACAGACAGCUGGCUGGACUCUAGUGGCAUGAUGUACUGCCGCUGUAACUUUGGGCUGACUGCUCUUUGACCCAUGAUACCCCUGGGUAGGACUCCUUAAGAGAAGAGUUGGACGAAAGGCUUUUCUUUUCUUUUUUUCCCCCCGUUCAUCACCAGCAGGCUGAGGGCGGUGCCACACUGCCGUGAAUCCCGGCGAGUGAGCUUGCUGCUGGAUGAAUGUGCCCAGCUGGCGACAGGGGACCACCGAGAUGGCCAGAGUGAGAAGGGUCAGGUCUGGUUUGGGUGGAGGAAGGCGUGGGGCAGACCACCAUGGAUCUUGUCACAGAGAUGACCACUACUGCUGCUGGACCACAACGAGGACUCUGCCAUUUUACAGAGGACUGUGGGAGAGAACUAAGUGGAGGGGGGAGAAAAAAAAAGAAAAUAAAAAGUGUAGACUUAUGUUUAUGCCAUUAUUUCUGUUAAACACUCCAGACUUUUUUUUCUUCUUCCUGCUAUGAGCAGAACAUGUGUUCCAAUUUUCUGGAUCCUUAAAGUUUGUGUGUGCGUGUGGCGCAGAAUGUCUGUAUGCUUGUGAGUAGAUGCAUGUCAGAUUAAAUGAUUGUUAUUUUGUUUCUGUGUGCUGGACUAAAGCUCAGGCAAGGUGAUUGGCUCACACACUGAGUUUGAAAUGUCUGCAUCUAAAUCAGUGCUUCACAAAGAGAAAUUGGAAUCUUUAUAUAUUCACUUACAAGGGCUGCCUUUUUUCUCUGUAAAUGAAAAGAAAUAGAUAUGAAUAUAUCCUCUAGUGCAUUGCCUGUAAAUGUUUUUUGCACUGGUUACUAGUGUGUGUGUGUGUGUGUGUGUGUGUGUGUAUUUGAAUCGAGGGUUGAAGGAGAGGUUAGGAAGGAUAAGCAAACCCCAAUGAAUUCUCCUGAGAGUACUUGCCACCUGUCUGUUUCAUCCUUGGAGAAAUUCUGAGAUUCCCCCCCAUGUUACAGCUUCUAUUACAUCAUCCUGUGGUAGGGUCACACUUCAUCCUUCUUCAUAAGCAUUCAAAAGUGACCCUGUCCCUCUUCACUGUUGGGUUUGUAUGCUGCUAACUGGUGCUAUAUUCAGGAUUCUCUUAUUUUUAUUAUUUGUUCCUCUGUUACUGUUGUCGAUGUAUAUGCCCCAACUUGACAAGCUCCCAUGCAAUAAAGCAGGGUUUUUGCUUUGAGCCCCAUGUUAAAUUAAACUCUUGAGGCAGUUUAUCAAUACAUUACUGAUCUGAUGAUUUCAUUCUUUAUCCCCAGGGAUGCCAUCUGUUAAGCUAUGGUUUGCCUGAAACAUUGUCCCUGCAAUUAAAUAGUAGUGCAUCUGGUUGCCCACUAUCACUGCCAGUUUCCUUACAAAGAAAGUCUGUGAGAUUGUUGUGCUCUAAUGGGUUAGGAACAAGCCUCUUGUUUAGCAUGUGAAUGAUCCCUACACCCUUCUGCUUGCUUGCCACCUCUCUGCUGAAGCAUGUGUGAGGAGCUGCAUGUGGCCAAGGGCUUCCUGACAAGCUCAGGGAAGAGUGCAUAUACACAGCCUCAUGAGACAUGCCAAAAUAUGCGUUCACAAGUCUGGUGUAACUUUCCCACCUACAGACAGAGCUACAAAUAGCUUUCCUAUGUGUGCCAGAAUCAAAGGGUAAUUUUCACUGCUAAUGUAUGGUACGUGUGACAUACCGCCCUGCUGUCAUAUGGAGGGGUGGAUGUGGUGUUGUCUCUGUCAAGGGAAAUUGCCACUGUCACAAAGUCUUUGACAGGCCGACAAGGGCAUGGGGACAGAGCUCAAAGUGCACAGAGCUCAAAGUGCACCCCCCUUCCUCCAGCAGGCUGCAGGCUGAGUCUGGGUGUUGUAGAUUUGGGUCACUCUAAAGGACAGGUAACAUGAGGCAAUAGAGAGAACUAAUGUGAUGUGUAAACCUCAAGAGUCCCUGUUGUUGGUCCAGAAUGAAAGAGUUGUUUCCUUGUAUUGUACAUUAUAGAUAUUUGCACAUGUGGAAAACUUCAAUGGAGCUCUGCAUUGCACUUACCAAACUAUUUGAUAUGAAGUGUAAUUUCAAUUUGUACAUAGGUCUCGAUUUAGGUUUAUGGCAUUUAAACAAUGCAAUAUUGUUUUCAGUGGAUACAAUUUUUGCUUUGAAUUUGACUUCCUCAAAGUCAGGGUGUUUCAUAUUGCUGUGAUGUUAUCACACGUGGCAUGUCUGUCUGUUCACAUGUUUAUAUUGUCUGUUGAAAGACCACUGUUAUUCAAACCUCUGUUUUCCUCAUCCCGCUUUGCAUUGUGUGCUCUUGUCUUUGGGAACAUUUCCAAUGUUGUGCCUGUCAGUUCACAUGUACUAGGAAAAGUUUGCAGACAGAUGCAUUGUGUACUCCCGUAAAAAAUACCAGUUAUUGUUUUGCAUUUUUCACAAGUAAUGUAAGAUUGGCACAAGACUUUGACUGUGUAUGGGUCUUGCUCUAAGCCAUCUUAUCGGUCUCACCAGAGAGCAGCCUUGCAGUCACAGUACUGCAGUUUUGUGUGUUCUUCCAUUUAACACACUUGUCAGUUGUGGUUACAAAUGACAGUACACUUUAGCUCUUACCCUCUAACUUUACCUUGGACUAUUUAGUCUUGCUCUAGCAAUAAGAGGCCGAGUACGAGCUUGUCCAAACAAGUAUGUGAGUUUUUCACAAUACUUCAUUUAUUUUUGGUUUAGUCUUAGGGGUAAUUAAAUUGGAUUUCAAGGUGUCAGGGUUAGAUGGCUGCUGCUGUGUUUUUUUUCUCAUCCUGGAAUAGUGGGCUUUAUCAUUUCACACUGUAAACAUCUCCAGCAAUCCUGUCAUUUUCUUCAUGUUUUUUUUUAAAGACGCCAUUGUUAAGUUGUCAUGGGAUGCAAGUAAAUGGUGAGCCAUUUUAACCUGCAUGACUGUACAGCUCACAGUCAUUUCUUUGGAUUUUAUUCAUUUGAAAUAAUGUGAAUGCAAAUCUAACAUUGCAAACAACUAAUUGGGGAAACUUUACAUUCUUGGGAGAUCCUAAGAUACACAAACAGUGCAUUUUUGGGGGGUGAAUAAAUGGCCAUUUCAUAUAGUUCAAAAGGAUCUAAUACUUUCUUUUAAACAUUUGCCAUUUAUUGAAUAUUUCUUCCAUUUAGAUUGUGUGUACUUUUUAACACUUGAUGUUAGGUAAAUGAGGCAUUCGUCUAUCCACAACAGGCUGGUAGGAUGAGCCUGAACAUCAGAACAGUGAAAAUCACGCAGGCGUGAUUGUCUGCAGCUACCAUCUAUUGUCAAGCAUUUGUUUUACUAGCAUGUAGGUUAACCUUGUGGGGAUAUUGAAAACCACAAUGUUAGGGAUGUAUUUAUACUGACUUAUUCACUGCGUUGGCGGGAAAACUCUUGGUCAUACGUGGAAUCUGAAAACAAACUGCAAAAUGAAGGGAUGUAUAGAUGUGUGUGUGAAGUUAAUUUACUUAUUUAUCAUGGCCUAACCAUGUCUUGUUUUGACAACUUUCACCAAAGUGCUUGUUUUAAAGAAUGCAGAGGGAGUACUAAUAUCAAGUCUGGAAAAGACUCACUGCUGUCUCGUGUCUAAAAAAAUAAAAGAAUUGAAACCGAUGUCAAUGUUAGCCAAAUGAACACUGCUUCAUUUCCAUUUCCCAUGAGUGUGUCUGAAGGUGAUAUUUUUGAAUUGUAUAUCCUGUGGAUUAUUACUGGAACUACAAGAACCUUGCUGUAGAAGCUGCAUUUCCCUCACAUGUUAUCAUGCUUUGAACAUACAUUUUAGCCCGUUUAUUUAUUUGGUGCAGUUGUACCCUGUUAAAAUGAAUAAAUGCCUGCCUUAAAGGUA
Oncorhynchus tshawytscha (Chinook salmon) is the source of this 5624-nucleotide messenger RNA. Its product is annotated as kelch-like protein 28. NCBI's taxonomy places the organism in Eukaryota, Metazoa, Chordata, Actinopteri, Salmoniformes, Salmonidae. The coding region runs from base 142 to 1857 and encodes 571 amino acids. Gene Ontology annotation, molecular function: protein binding. The record is from RefSeq and is a predicted model, not a curated record. The transcript has 6 exons.